CCAGCUUCAUCACGGAGUUUCUCUCGGUUUGUGGGCUCAUCUAAAGGACCAACGUGGAUCGAGAAGUCAGCGCUCUCAGGAGGCCGACAAUUUUGUUGAAGAAAGAAGUGGAAGAAAAAAAUACAACCGUGACGAGUUUGGGAAAGAUUUUACUGUGAAAGCUUCCCUAAAAAUGCAUCAGGUCAUCGACACCGGAGAGAGACCGUUAAGCUGUGGAGACUGUGGAAAGUCCUUUACCAGGUCUGGAAACUUAAAAACACACAAACUCAUCCACACCGGAGAGAGACCGUUCAGCUGUGGAGACUGUGGAAAGUCCUUUACCAGGUCUGGAAACUUAAAAACACACAAACUCAUCCACACCGGAGAGAGACCGUUCAGCUGUGGAGACUGUGGAAAGUCUUUUACCACGUCUGGAAGCUUAAAAACACACAAACUCAUCCACAGUGGAGAGAGACCGUUCAGCUGUGGAGACUGUGGAAAGUCUUUUACCACGUCUGGAAGCUUAAAAACACACAAACUCAUCCACAGUGGAGAGAGACCGUUCAGCUGUGACGAGUGUGGAAAGUCUUUUACCCACUCUGGAAGCUUAAAAACACACCAACUCAUCCACAGUGGAGAGAGACCGUUCAGCUGUGACGAGUGUGGAAAGUCUUUUACCCAGUCUGGAAACUUAAAAUCACAUCAACUCAUCCACAGUGGAGAGAGACCGUUCAGCUGUGGAGACUGUGGAAAGUCUUUUACGCAGUCUGGAAGCUUAAAAACACACCAACUAAUCCACAGUGGAGAGAGACCGUUCAGCUGUGGAGACUGUGGAAAGUCUUUUACCACGUCUGGAAGCUUAAAAACACACAAACUCAUCCACAGUGGAGUUAAAGCGUACACCUGUGAUCAGUGUGGCAGAGCUUUUACUCACAGUAAGAGCUUACAGAGUCAUCUAGUUACCCACUCUGGCAUUAAGGCGUACAGCUGUGACAUUUGUGGAAAAACUUUCAGCCUGAUAGGGAGCCGAAGCAUUCACCUACGCAUUCACACCAGACAUGAUGUGUACAGCUGUGAUCAGUGUGGUAAACAGUUUACUACAAACACAGAGUUACGACGUCACAUGUUUACCCACACUGAGGAACGACCUUAUAAAUGUGACCUGUGUGAGAAGACUUUUAAAUCUCCACAUUACCUGAAAGCACACCAACAGAUCCACACCAGAAAGACUCUACAAGUGCAGUUACUGUGAGAAGCAGAGCGACACAGAUGGAUCAAGUUCUCAACCCUGUCAUCGCUGUGGGAAAGACUUUUGUUGUGACCUUUGUGGAAAAACUUUAAGUCAUUGAAGGACUCUGAAAAUACAUCAACGUAGACACACUGGAGACAAAAUGAACUACUGUAAAGAAUGCGGGAGAGGCUUCACCACUUCAAAGGACUUCAAACAAUAUGAACUCCUUCACAGUGGCGUUAAAAAGCAUGUCUGCGAACAGUGUGGGUCAUCCUUCAUCAGUGCAUGUCAGCUUGAAAAGCAUAAACGAGUCCACACAUGAGAGAAACCAUACAAGUGCAGACACUGUGACAAAACCUUUUCACAAUCAUGUGAUCAUACUAAGCAUGAACGCAGACACAUGAAAGAGAACUUCAUCUGUGAAAGAGUUUGAGUAAUCUCAGUUCAUACUCCACUCAGAAACGAUUCCAUGUUACAAAUAAACUGUUACGUCUUGAUUCCUGCUUUUACGUUAAUCUUGUAAACAGUACAUUUGCAUAACGACUGAAACCAGCCCAAUGAAUGAACAAUGGGCUGUGAGGUCAAUUUCUUCA
Molecule: messenger RNA, 1803 nt
Organism: Oreochromis niloticus (Nile tilapia)
Lineage: Eukaryota; Metazoa; Chordata; Actinopteri; Cichliformes; Cichlidae
Product: gastrula zinc finger protein XlCGF8.2DB
Exons: 3
Coding region: 173-1231 (352 amino acids)
Biological process (GO): regulation of transcription by RNA polymerase II
Molecular function (GO): DNA-binding transcription factor activity, RNA polymerase II-specific; RNA polymerase II cis-regulatory region sequence-specific DNA binding
Source: RefSeq, a predicted model, not a curated record